Molecule: messenger RNA, 2555 nt
Organism: Bombina bombina (fire-bellied toad)
Lineage: Eukaryota; Metazoa; Chordata; Amphibia; Anura; Bombinatoridae
Gene: LCA5
Product: lebercilin LCA5
Exons: 8
Coding region: 259-2457 (732 amino acids)
Biological process (GO): intraciliary transport
Cellular component (GO): axoneme
Source: RefSeq, a predicted model, not a curated record
UUGUGUCAGUACAGUCAGAUCCUUGCAUGGUUACCCUGGAGCUCCACGUAAAUACACUACAGGAAGUAAUGAAGCUGAAACAGAUCAAAGCCUAGCAACACACGAGAAAAAGGUUCUGCUCCUGCCUGACGAGCCCAGACUCCUUCUAGAAUCAGAGGGGCACUUGGGGACAGACAAACAGACACCAGCAGCGUAUGUGAAUCGCUACAGGCCUGUCACGUGACACUCAUACGAGAAAGAAAUGCAUAGAGAACUGAAAUGAACACCAGGAGUCCAUAUUUUCAGUAUGAUGACCAUAAUGAGCAGAGUGGAAGGAACCAUCAGUCCCCGAGAGACUCUACCAGCAAUCAGACCUAUACUACUAAGAAGAACACAAGUAUUACGAUGAAGGGUGACCUUGAUUUAGAGAUGGGAGAACGAGGAAGAACAAGAAGCAGACGCAAUCUAAGCAAUGACCGACGUUCAGAUGUUAACAAAAAUAGUGACUCUUAUUAUUCUGAUGAAUAUGAGAAUACAACUUAUGGUUCUGAACGGUCUCCAACACCUAGUUCCAAGUCCAGAAGUCCUCGGGCCAAAAAAACCAACAAUAAGUUAAGGUCCAUAACACCAAUACAAAGACAAGGUGUGAGAAAAGUGGGCUCAAAAUUUCCAUCAAGUAAAAGAAGUACACAAUGGGGAUUUCGUUCACGAAGUCUAAACAAGGAGUCUUCUCCCAAGGACAUAGAUCUUGUUACCAGAAGGGUGCUUUCUGCUCGGCUUCUGAAAAUAAAUGAGCUAAGAAAUGAGCUCUCUGAACUUCAGAUCAAAUUAGAAGAACUUCAGAAAGAAAAUAAAACAUUAAAGAGAUUGCAGUUCAGACAAGAGAAGGCACUGAAUAAGUUUGAAGAUACAGAAAAUGAGAUCUCCCAACUUAUUUCUCGGCAUAAUAAUGAGAUGCGGACGCUAAGGGAACGCCUGCGUAAAUCCCAGGAAAGGGAGCGUAAUACAGAAAAGAAACUGAAAGACACUGAGGAUGAGCUAUAUAGGACAAGUGUAACUUUAAAGAAGCUGAAACAACUAGCAGAAAAUAAGCAUCUUGCAGAACGAGAGGAUCUAACCAAAAAGCUAGACAUUCUAGAAAGCAAGAUGGAAGAACGGGAGAAAAGGAUUAAGGACUUGGAGAAAAACAUUGAACUGACUCAGAGCAGUUAUCAGCGACAGUUACUGUCAGAAAAAAAGAAAGCUCAUGAAGUCCAAGAAAUGAGUAAAUCACUGCAAGAGGAACUCCAGAAACUAACUCAAAAAUUAAAAGAGAAAGAAAAGGAACUUGAUGUUAAAAACAUAUAUGCUUAUCGGUUGUCAAAGCCACCUCAAAAGAAAGAAACUGAGAUAACCCCUAGAAGGAAAGUAACAAAUCAAAGAAUAAAUACAAAGAGCGUACAGACUACUGAAUAUGCCUCGUCGGUGGAAUUUACUCCUCCACCCCCACCCCCACCUGUUUUUGAUGGAAUGGAUGAUGAAGUGGAUGAGAACCAACAAGCAGUACUACGAAGGAUUGAACAAGAAAAUAUUGAGAAGCAACUAAAAGAAGAGGCUGAGAGGCUUAAAAAAGAAAGGGAUAGGGAGGAAUGGAAGAGAGAACAAGAAGAAAAACAAAUUCGAGAAAAAGCGCAAAAGGCUUUAGAAGAGAAAGCAAAAAAGCUACGUGAUGAAUGGGAAAAGGAUGAAUUUGAAAGAAAGAAAAAAGAAAAGCUAUUCCAGGAACCAGAACUUGAAAAAGAGGACAGCCUAAAAAAAAUUGAGGAAGAGAGGAUUAAAAAGGAGCUUUUGCUUGCAAAGAUGUUUGAAAUUGAUCAUCAAAAGCAAGAUCCAUUUUAUUCUGACCCCAAGAUUCCUACUCAAACAGCACUUCUGGACUCUUCAUUGAAACUAGACUCAGCAGAGAAAAAACAAAAAAUGUACAAAUUCUCUGAGUCAACUGAGAAACUCUUCAAUGGACUUCCUGUUAAUGGUAGAGAUGAGCUCUCCUCUAAAACAGAUAUCCAAGGUCACCGAAUCCAGAAGAAUAAUGACUCUGCUAAUGACUUUUCAUUUGGUAACUAUUCUCCAUCUUUUGGGAAGGGAAGGUCAAAUGGUCAAAAAACAGAAGCGUUAGAUGAUGCUGUCAUUAUAAGUAAUUCCAAAAUAAAUAUAUCAAAAGAGAAAAGGUCCAAUUUAAUGGAGCAGCUUUUUGGCAACAGUUCAGACACUUCACUUCCUUCAAUUUCCAAAACGAAUGAAUCUGGUGGUCUUGUUUCUCUCAAUAAUGAUCAAGAUUUGAAAACCAUUUUUCCUUGGGAGAAAAAUAACAAAGGUAAAAUGAAAGAUGACCUUUUCUUAUCGGACAGUAGUAAGAACACCAAAAGGCACACAACAGCAAGACCCUUGGUCAAAGCUGUUGACUCUCUAGAAGAUGAAAUUGAAGAAGUUGUGUUGUAGACAAAAAAGCCUAACAGAUACUCCCUCAAUAUUUAUUACAUAUUUUAAUUUAAAAGUCAUGUACAAUACCCAUUUAAAUAAAUGAAUGCCUAUUUUUA